AUGUCUGGAUUCAAAUUGAUCGUCAUUGGUGCCGGUCUGGCCGGAUCGCUCCUCAGCAAUGGGCUGCUUCAAAAUGAAAUCGACUUUAUCGUUUAUGAAUCCGACCCCGAAUCCGCCCAAAGGGAAGGCUAUCAGAUCCGGCUGGGGGCUCCAGCCAUUGCUGGUUUCAAGGCUUGUCUGCAAGAAGAUCAACUCACCAAGCUUUACCCCAUGUUCGGCAGGUCAGGCGGCGUGAUAUCCUCCGCCCCUGCUCUCUACGACGAGAAGCUCAAUCUGCUCCUAGAUUUGCCCAAAUUCCCGGCAUACACUAAGUCGGCGCCCAUAAAUCGCGCAAUAUUAAGAGAUUUUCUCGCGUCACCGGUUGCAGUAGCAGGCAAGAUUCGAUAUGGCAGGCGUUUCGCAGGAUACCGGUCGGUCAAUGGCGCAUCGGGGACCAAAGUCGUUGUCAGUUUUGAUGAUGGCUCCGAGGAUGAAUGCGAUCUCCUCAUCUCCGCAGAGGGAACGAGCUCAAGGGUGAAUCGCCAAAUCGGUCUCAACAACAUUGUUCAAUUGACGCGGCAAUGGAACUUUUUGGCAAAGGGAAAUCUUCCCCCAUCGACUUUGCUCAAGCUCGGCCCGGAGAUACAAAGGGCGCCAAUGUCCGUCCUCUGCAACGGCAUGAUUCUCUUCAUCUCAGCAUAUCUUCCAGACGGAUAUAAAGAUGAGCCUCGCUCUGAUAAGGAUGGUAAUAAGAAUUUGGAUUACGAUGCCGAUAUAGCGUCCAUUUUCUGGAGCUUAUCCGUCCCUGCGGACCGUGUGCCUAAGAACGGCGCUCAAGGCAUUUCCAACAAGCUGGACUUUUGUGUGGACCAGAUCAGGGAUUGGGACCCUCGAUAUCACGACAUGCUACGAUCGAUAGGGGAGGAAUCCAUCAACGUAUUUCAAGCACGGGCGAGCAAAGAACCUCCCAAGCACUGGCGACAGAAGGUCAAGUCACCAGAGGAUCCGAACUUGGGCAACGACCAUGUUUGGCUGUUGGGUGAUGCCAUCCACUGCAUGCUCCCUAGCAGGGGCAUGGGUGGGAAUCAAGCCAUGUGCGAUACGGCAGAUCUACUACCGGUUAUAAAGAAUCUAGCUCAGAAAGCGGAAGCAGGAGGGCUUUCGGACGAAGAUUUCUCCAUCGCCGUCACAGAGUACGAAAGUAGAAUGUUUCCACGAGCAUUUGGAUGGGUUCGUACCAGUGGAGGGACCGGUGAUAAGGGACCCCCUGAGAUGUCUGGGAUAUCAGGGCGAAUUUUGUUGUUCUUCAUGGCGCGUGCCCUGGAUCUUGCCUAUGUGUACUCAAUUGCCCAGCGACUAUUUGGAUACUCCCCCCCAGAUGAUGCACCGGAGUUGCCCAACUGA
This is a messenger RNA of Eremomyces bilateralis CBS 781.70, 1383 nucleotides long. RefSeq names its product FAD/NAD(P)-binding domain-containing protein. NCBI's taxonomy places the organism in Eukaryota, Fungi, Ascomycota, Dothideomycetes, Eremomycetales, Eremomycetaceae. Bases 1 to 1383 code for a protein of 460 amino acids. The record is from RefSeq and is a predicted model, not a curated record. The transcript has 6 exons. Gene Ontology annotation, molecular function: FAD binding.